Equus quagga is the source of this 1801-nucleotide messenger RNA. It is a transcript of the gene DCDC2B, whose product is annotated as doublecortin domain containing 2B. The record is from RefSeq and is a predicted model, not a curated record. Gene Ontology annotation, cellular component: microtubule organizing center; microtubule. The coding region runs from base 369 to 1469 and encodes 366 amino acids. Gene Ontology annotation, biological process: intracellular signal transduction. NCBI's taxonomy places the organism in Eukaryota, Metazoa, Chordata, Mammalia, Perissodactyla, Equidae. The transcript is spliced from 10 exons.
UCCUUGGGGAUCACCCCCAAAGUUGGUCCUCCUUUGAGCUCAGCCCUUGGACUGCGGAGUGACAGGGAGGCUCUGAGAAUCCCUCCCUCCACCAGCAUUGGAACAUCCGUGUUUCGGUGUGAUCUCUGUCACUCCCCCUCCCUGAGCCCCAGGGUCUUCCUUCAUAUACAGUGAUCACAACCGCCGUGCUCUUGUGAGGCCCCACCAGGAGCAGAUUGGAUGAGACCCUGAGACAGAGAGAUGCUCCUGCCAGAGGCUCUCCCUGCCUUCCUGGGUGAGAGAGCAGGACUCCGCCUCUGACUGGCACUGCUCCCAGCCCUGCCUUAGUUGCCUGGCAACAGCUCUGCGUCUCUAGCUGAGGACAUAGUAUGGCGAGUGGGAGUUCAGCGGCCAAGAGAGUAGUAGUGUACCGGAAUGGGGACUCUUUCUCCCCAGGCCGCCAGCUGGUGGUGACCCAACGCCGCUUCCCCACCUUGGAUGCCUUCCUCUGUGAGGUGACAUCAGUUGUGCAAGCCCCACUGGCUGUGCGCGCCCUCUAUACACCCUGUCAUGGCCACCCCGUCACCGACCUGGCAGACCUGCAGAACGGAGGGCAGUAUGUGGCUGCUGGCUUCGAACGAUUCCGCAAGCUCCACUAUGUACCCCCUGGAGGGAAGGAUCCAGGUGGGAAGAGCAGCAGACUACCAGGUCCUCCCGUGACUCACCACUCCUGUGAUGGGGCCCUUGGAUGCCGGCUACCUGCAGGUUCUCCCUGCUGUAUCCAUGUGUUCAGGAAUGGGGACCUGGUAAGUCCCCCAUUUAGCCUGAAGCUGGCCUGGGCUGCCAGCAAGGACUGGGAAACGGUGUUGAAGCUCCUGGCCGAGAAGGUCAAGUUGCAGAGCGGUGCUGUGUGCAAACUUUACACCCUGGAGGGGCUCCCACUGUCAGCGGGGGAGGCUCUGGUGAGUGGCCAUUACUAUGUGGCUGUCGGAGAGGAUGAGUUCAAGGCCCUCCCCUAUCUGGAGCUGCUGGUGCCCAGCCCCUCACUGCCCAGGGGCUGCUGGCAUCCCCCAGACCCGAAGUCUAGGGCCCACAAGCAGCGGCUCCCACAGGCACCAGGGGCGGUUCAAGCCUGGACUACUGGAGGAGAGAAGGCCCAUGGUCACAGGGCACAGGCAACCCAGCCCUCUCCAAAGGAACCAAGCCAAAUUGAGCCAUCUGCUUUCCAUGCCAGACCCCAGCAGGCCAUUCAGCCAAGCAGUAUACUCCCCACUCUCUCAUUUCCAUCAGGAGUCAAGGGAGUGUACAGGGCUUCCCACCCAAGGAAGGAGACGGCAGGGGCCCAGGAAGUAGCAGAUGAUGAAGACACCUGGACAGAGGAACCCUUGGAUCAGAGGGCAGCACAGAUAGUGGAAGAGGACCUGUCCCUGGAAAACCUGCCUGGGGCUGGGGCAGCUAUCUCAGCCUCAGCCCCUGCUCCGCCAUCUUGAGAGCCAGCAGCUCAGCCAGGAACUAGGGACACCACUCUGCAGCCACCUUUUAUCCUCAGCCUCCAGCAGCCUGUUCUCCAGGAACCAGCACCUCCCCUGGGCUCACAGGGUACACUGCAGUCCCCUCAGCCCCUCCCACUCUUCUGCUCCUAAAUCCACAGCCUCGUCUUCCUUUCUUCUGAGCAGAGCAGCCCUAGCCACCAAGGCCAUUUCCUUAUGGGGUUCUCUGGCCAGAGAAAGGAGUAACCAACUGAACAACAGGGAGAGACCACAAACUUGGGAGUGGGUCUGUGACAAUAAAAGAAUACUUAGUAACCUCUGUCUGUUUACCA